GUCCUCGGUGACGCGACGGAGGUGUAGCCUGACGCGGUCUCUUACGUGUCGGACUAAAUAAAAGUGGAGCUCCGGAGGCCUGGGAGUGACGAGGCGAGUCUGUGUCGGGCUAUCUAGAUGACCAUGGAGGCAGGAGCAGAUGUCCAGCAGGGCGGCGACACUGCGGUCUCAGAGACAGACACUCAGCAGAUUGCCACCUUGGCACAAGUUUCCAUGGCGGCAGCACAGGCAUCAGCAACUGCACCCACAGUGACCUUAGUUCAGCUGCCCAAUGGGCAAACAGUGCAAGUUCACGGGGUCAUCCAGGCAGCCCAGCCCUCUGUCAUACAAUCCCCACAGGUGCAAACUGUACAAAUUUCUACUAUUGCUGAGAGUGAUGAUUCUCAGGAGUCAGUGGACAGUGUGACAGAUUCUCAGAAAAGGAGAGAGAUUCUGUCUAGACGGCCCUCAUACAGAAAGAUCCUGAAUGAUCUUUCAUCUGAUGCUCCAGCGGUGCCACGGAUAGAAGAAGAGAAAUCAGAGGAGGACUCCACUCCAGCCAUAACAACCGUUACUGUGCCAACGCCCAUCUAUCAGACAAGUAGCGGGCAAUACAUUGCUAUCACUCAGGGUGGGGCGAUCCAAUUAGCCAAUAACGGGACGGAUGGAGUGCAGGGACUGCAGACACUAACCAUGACAAACGCCGCUGGAGCUCAGCCCGGCACCACCAUCCUGCAGUAUGCACAGACCAGUGACGGCCAGCAGAUACUUGUUCCCAGCAAUCAAGUGGUGGUGCAAGCGGCAUCAGGAGACGUUCAGGCUUAUCAGAUCCGCACUGCAGCUGCGAGCACCAUUGCUCCUGGGGUGGUCAUGGCCUCUUCCCCAGCACUGCCCAGUCAGGGAGCUGAGGAGGCCACACGUAAGCGGGAAGUUCGGCUGAUGAAGAACAGGGAGGCAGCACGGGAGUGCCGCAGAAAAAAGAAAGAGUAUGUGAAAUGUCUGGAAAACAGAGUGGCUGUGUUGGAGAAUCAGAACAAAACGCUCAUCGAGGAGCUCAAAGCGCUUAAGGACCUUUACUGUCACAAAUCUGAAUAAGUGCGCUCACGAAAACUUGCUGAACGGAUCUCUUCUGGUGCCUCAAGAGACAGAGACUCUAAACAAACCCACGGGCACCUGCACAGCAGCUCUGUCUCUUCUCAUUUCAAUUUCUUUUCCUUUUUUUAAAAAAAAACAAAACUAUAUAUCAUCUUCUGUAAAAAAAAAAAAAAAAAAAAAGUCCAGUUAUCAGGAAUACAUUGUAAGUUUGUUAGUGUAAACUUUUUUUAUUUUGCUUUUCUCUUCAGAAGAAAGAGAGUCGGUUUCUCUGAGACAGAAAAAAAAAAUUGACACGCAGGGUACAGUUUCGCUAUCAAACACGGUGCCCUACUUAAGGAGCGUGGAGAACCAUAAAGAGCACCUUUUCACUGCAGCAGUGACAGGGAACGAAUGUUUGUGUGGGUUUAUCAUGGAAACAGCCCCGGGUGCUGCUCCUGUCAUCUGAAAGACUUUGCCACACUGCGCCAGUCGCUGAUGGCUCUGCCUGCCAGCAUGAUUAAAGAGGGAUUGAGGUUUUCACUUUUGCAGCAUGAGUCUUUAACGAUCCAGAUUAAAUCAGCUGUGUCCUUUCCUGUUGUUUUACCGCUUCUGUUACUAAUACAUAUACUCAUAAUUUUUGUUCUUCAAAAGACAUGCAGAAGAAUUUUAUAUAUACGUGUCUCUGCUGUGACACGGACUGAUGUGUAAAGCAUCGUUGUCUACCUUUUUAUUUUGUUUUGUUAAGCAGUAUUGCUUUUGUUACAAAGUUAAGUGCUAUAAGGAAAAACUCAGUCACAUUUGUUAACGGAAAUAUAGGUGGAUCCUUUAAGACGUGGAAUGAUGAUGUUUGGAAAAAAGUGUUGUAAAGUAAAUGAAAUAUAUUAUGUGAUUUUCACAA
Molecule: messenger RNA, 1951 nt
Organism: Danio rerio (zebrafish)
Lineage: Eukaryota; Metazoa; Chordata; Actinopteri; Cypriniformes; Danionidae
Gene: creb1a
Product: cAMP responsive element binding protein 1a
Biological process (GO): DNA-templated transcription; regulation of DNA-templated transcription
Cellular component (GO): nucleus
Molecular function (GO): sequence-specific DNA binding; DNA-binding transcription factor activity; DNA binding
Source: RefSeq, marked provisional